Messenger RNA from Cottoperca gobio, 911 nucleotides. RefSeq names its product thioredoxin domain containing 17 (gene txndc17). NCBI's taxonomy places the organism in Eukaryota, Metazoa, Chordata, Actinopteri, Perciformes, Bovichtidae. The transcript is spliced from 4 exons. Gene Ontology annotation, cellular component: cytosol. The record is from RefSeq and is a predicted model, not a curated record. The coding region runs from base 135 to 506 and encodes 123 amino acids. Gene Ontology annotation, molecular function: protein-disulfide reductase [NAD(P)H] activity.
GGAAGUAGUACUGUCACAUUUUGAGUAUUUCUUCGAGGUACAGUGUUUAGAGAAGCAGUAUUUCUGAUAUAACACUUAUUAGGGCUUCAUAGUCUAAUAUUUUAGUGCAUUUUCACACUAACUCCGUCGAAACGAUGGCCCACUACGAAGAAGUGACUGUGCGCGGAUAUGAUGAAUUCUGUCACGCCAUAUCUGAGAGAAAAGGAAAGGAUAUUUUUGCGUAUUUCUCUGGUAAUAAAGACGCCCAAGGAAAGAGCUGGUGUCCAGACUGUGUGAAAGCGGAGCCAGUUGUAAGAGGACAACUGACUCAUCUUCCUGAUGGCUCUGUCUUCAUCUACUGUCAAGUUGGAGAAAGGCCUUAUUGGAAGGAUUCAAAUAAUGACUUCAAGAAGACACUGAAGUUGAGUGGAGUCCCCACUCUGCUGCGAUAUGGCACACCUCAGAAGUUGGUGGAGGAAGAAUGCUUCAAGUCAGAACUGGUGAGGAUGAUGUUCACUGAGGACUGAGGGACCUGCGCUGAUCAGUCAUCAUUUCUUCACUGUUUAACAGCACAUUUUUACCACCAUUCAAUUCCAGCAUUAUCCUUCUGUAAUGUGACGCUAUCAGCAACUGUGUAAGUUUACAAGCAAAAUAACAAGCAUCCUCCAUAAGACACAGCUAUUCAAUUAAUUAUAUAAAGGAACAUCUGCAAAUAAAAACAUGUGGAAUGGAUGUAACUCAUAUUAAUUAUUCUCGUGCUGCUUUAUGUGCAAUCACUUCAUUGUAAUUUAAACUUGAUACAUUUCUUCAAAUGCUGUUAAUCUAACACACUAUUUGAUCAUUAAAUAUAUUUUCUUUAUUGUGACCAUUUGUAUGUGAAUUAUUUUGUUGCCUUGAAGUAUAACUCAAAUAAAGUAAGACUUGAUGUUGAA